AUGGCAACCCAAAAAGCUGAAGAAAAUAAAUAAUAUGAUUAUGAUUAAUAUGGUUUUUAUUUACCAAUUGAGCGUAUUUAAAUAGAAAAUAAGCAAAAAGAAUUAAAGAAAAUAAAUGCUCGAGUAGAAAAAUGGCGUAAAAUGCUUCCGAACUUAACCCAUUUAAUAAAAAUUUAAGACAAAAAAUUAAAAGAGAGAAUCCGUAAAGGAAUUCCAGAUGGUAUUCGUUUAAAGGUAUGGCCCGUAUUAGCUCAAAUAGAUUAAACUAAAGAAGCAUACAGUACUAAGUAAUUCCAAUAAUUAAUUCAAGAAUAAGAUUUUCCCUACUAAGUGGACAUAGCCGCAGAUUUAAAGCGUACAUUUCCUAAUAAUUAAUUAUUUUAAAACCAUAAUAAAACUGGUUUAGAAGCUUUGAAUAAUAUUUUAAAAGCCGUUUCUUUAACACACGCUGAUAUGGGUUAUUGCUAAGGUUUAAAUUUUAUUGCUGCUGCAUUUAUGAUUUAUGUAAAUGAUGAGGAAUCUUAUCAUAUAAUAAAUAGCAUGCUUAUAAAUUAUGAUUGUAUGAAAAUGUUCUUGGAUGUAGGAAGUAUUAGGAAAUAACUAUUUGUACAUGAUUAAUUAGUGAAGAAGUUUUUACCUGAAGUAGCUGAGGUUUUAUAGAAGAAUUGCGUAGAGAGCAUUUUUUUUGCUACUGGAUGGUAUAUGACUUUAUUUAGUAGUGUAUUACCUUUUUAGUAUUUUUUAAGGGUUAUGGAUAUUUUCUUUAAUGAAAAAUGGAAAAUCGUAUAUAGAGUUGCUCUUGCGAUUUUAAAGUUGAAAAAAAAAGAAAUUCUUUAGUGUAAAAGUAUGGAAAGUUUCGCCGGAAAAAUCAAAUUAAAACUCUCCUUUGAAAAACUCAUAGGAACAAAUAAAUGA
Molecule: messenger RNA, 915 nt
Organism: Ichthyophthirius multifiliis
Lineage: Eukaryota; Ciliophora; Oligohymenophorea; Hymenostomatida
Product: plant adhesion molecule 1, putative
Exons: 2
Source: RefSeq, a predicted model, not a curated record